UUAAGUUUUACGGGAAUCUGAUAAGGUAGAUAGUUCCUAAUUGAUGUGUAACUGGGACACGAAGAACGCUCGUGGAAUUAACGUGGAUAUCACAAUUGCUUGCAAAGAACAGGAACGAUAUUUAGCAUUGGUUAAAUUUGGCAGAAAAGGUACACCGGAAGCGGAAGAACAGAUCGUCUGCGCAAAAAAGAAAGGAAGCACACUUAGCAAAGCAUCAAAAUGUGGCACGAAGCGCGCAAACAGGAAAAGAAGAUCCGCGGCAUGCUGGUCGAUUAUCGGAAGAGGGCCGAACGGAGGCAGGACUUUUACGAGCGUAUUAAAGCCGACCCGACGCAGUUCCUUCAAGUGCAUGGACGCAAAGGCAAAAUACACCUGGAUGCCAGCGUCGCGACAGCUGCCGAGAAUCCUGCAAUCAUGAUGCCGUGGCAGGGCCAGAAGGAUAAUCUGAUCGAUCGGUUUGAUGUGCGUGCGCAUCUAGACUAUAUACCGCCGGUGCCACGCACCAAUCCAGAACAGCCCGACCAGCAAGAGGAUGAUACGGACGAACGUGCGAUGAAUUAUGAGCGAUACCGAGUGUUGGCACAGAACGAAUUUCUCGGUAUUGUUGAAGAAAAGUAUCUUCAUCAAUUGUACCUCGAGGAACAGUUCGGAGUGAAUGCACAGAUCGAGGCGGAAACGAAGGCGGCAGCUGCUGCAGCUAAAAAGAAAUCUUCCGCCGGUGCAGCCAUCGGUUAUACGUACGAGGAAACGGAAACGGUCCCGGGUGGCUCAGGAUCGAGCCUUGUAUCUGGUGGUAUCGGAACAGCAAGCGUACCGUUCGCACAGUCCAUAACAGCGAUCGAAAAAGCUUCCGAAUCAUCAGCUCCGUUAGCUAGCUCGAGUGGACCGGCAGCCGCUCGGUUCGAUGAGUGCAUGAAGGAUGAUUCGGACUCGGAUUUGGAUAUGGAUGUGUCGAUUGAUAUAAACAAAAUCGGCACUAAUCAGGCGCAUGAGCUGAAUGCAUGCGGGCGACAGUACGGUAUGAAGAGCAAUGAUUUCUACUCGUUUCUAACGAAGGAUGCCGACGAAGCGGACGCACUGCGGAUGGCCCGGGAAGAGGAGCAGGAGAAAAUUAUGUUCAGUGGGCGUAAAAGUCGUCGGGAGCGACGGGCUCAACGCGAACGGAAGGUUGCUGGACGCCCGUUAAGUCCUCCGAGUUAUGCGGCCAAAGAGGAGCUGGUACCGCGCACAUUUGUUGAAGCGAACGAUAGCUCGCGGUCACCUUCGCCGGUAAAUUCGGGCAAGAUAACGUACAUCACCUCGUUCGGUGGGGAAGAAGAGCUGCAGCCGCAUGGGAAGAUUUCGUUCGGGUUUACGCGUGAAAUGAGCACGCUGGGUGGAAUUGCUGGCACGUCCAAGGCGGCUCGAUUGCGUGCGGGAACUGCCGGUGCGGAAGCGAGUGGCCCGUUGAGCUACGCGGACAAGGUGAAACAGAAUUUGGAAAAGUUGAAAACACAGCAAACGAAGGAGAGCGAUCGUAAGCCACCGGUGCAGUAUCAGCGAUCGGCGGCCAGUGGGGGACGGGGGGGUCGAAGUAGCAGAAGUAGCAGCAGAAGCAGCAGUCGCAGCCGGGGCAGAAGUCGGCGCCGGCGACGGAGCUCCAGCAGUAGCCGCAGUCGUAGUCGAAGUCGUAAUCGUAGUCGUAGCAGAAGUCGAAGACGCUUGAGAAGUGCCGCAGCUGGUAGAAGCCGAUCGCGAUCCAGAAGCGGUGGCCGUGGUACAGCUCGGUCUACUUAUUCUCGAUACCGGAGGCGCUCGAAAUCACGGUCACGCUCGCGAUCAAGGUCUCGAUCGCGCACUCGUUCGAAAGCAUCUCGCUGGAGUCCGAGACGAAGGUAUCCGGUUGGGCAAUCAUCAAACCGACGCAAGAACACACCCUCCCGAUCUUCAUCUUCUACUUCAUCAUCUACCUCAUCGUCGCGAUCACGCUCCCGAACGCCAGUACGGCGUUCCCAAGCGUCGCGUGCGAAACGAAGAUCAGGCCCCGAAUCGGACAGCGAUUCUUCGCGUAAAGCCAAAAAGCCAAUACCCCUGAUGCCGACUGCUACGAUAGUUGCACAGGAAAAGCCAUCGCUUGUUGUGCCGCCGUCACUUCUAGGAUCACUUCCGCCUCCACCACCUCCUCCGCUUCCGGUAGCUACGGAAAGUACGGUGGAUGAAAAGAAACCUAUUCCGGUACUGGCGCUGAUUGAACCGGAACCGGAAGUGCCUAUUAAACGGUACUACGGGCGAAGAAGGGGCGAUGAAAGCUCAAGCGAUGAAGCGAGCACAUCUGGGGAGGAUACGAAUGGUGACGAUCGAAAACCAACAAUCGUACCUGCGCUACAAAUUACCGAUUCUACCAGAGCAGAUGAUACGCCGAGCACGGGAAGCGUCAUUAAAUCCACCUUCGACACGACGGUGCAGAUUAAGCAGGAAAAACCGGACCCUGUAGAACAAUCCGGUGUACCGCCGACCGGUGCUGGCGGUGGUAGCACAUCGUUAAGGUUUGGUAAAACGGUCACUGGUGGCACCAGCGUUCCCGAAUCCAAAGUCGGUACGGGGGUUAGUACCACUGGUAGCACCGCCGGUCUUACAUCGAAGUCGAUUAACCCUCGCGAUCGCCUGAAGCGCAAAAUGCAGAUCCUGCUGAACAAACAAUACAAAGCGGACAAGAAGGCUGAAACCGAGAAAGUGGAGCGGCAGAUUCAGCAGCAGCAGGAACGUGACGAUGAGAUGCGCGAACUAGCACUGAAGCUGAGGCGUCGGCAACGUGAGCUGCGUCACAAGUACGGUACACCGGAGAGUGAACAUAGCAAAUCGCACAGCUCACAGGAAGAACGCAGCUCGGACGAGGGCGAAGAUGCGGGCAGCAAGCCACAACAGCCGCAGCAAAAGCAACGGUUUGAUCAGCCACCCGGCGAGGAUGGUGCCACAUCACCACGAAGACUGCCAUUGUUAGUUCCUCCCUUAACGUCGGUUCCACCACCGAAGAUGGCAUUGCAUUCCCGGCCUCCACCAUCAUUACCGGCUGGUGGCGGUGGUCCGCCCGUGGGUUCCGGUGGUUACAGGAACAGUGUCGUCAUCGAGCGAAAACCGGUGCUGCGCAGUGCGUCUAAUUUCGGCACACAAUCGGGCGACCAUACCGGCCCUGGCUCGUACGGUGGCGACAUUAGUGGGCGGUUGAGGCGUCGUGAUUCACCGGCACAGAGCGUUGGUAGCACAUCGACAUCGAGAGGAUACGGUGGUGCGGCUGGCGGGAUGUCGCCGUCGAUGAAUCUACGCCGCGGUGGUGCAGGUGCCACGUCGACCGGUAGUCGGUUUGAUGAUCGUAAUCGACGAAGAUCGCCACCAGCAUCGCGAUACGAACGAACGCGAUCGAAAUCACGCGACCGUUUGACAUCGCGCGAUACGGGACAAAAUCCGGGCGCGAGUGGUAGAGGCCGUCGAACGGAUUACAGCCGUACGAGGGGUGAUUACGAUCGCUACCAGGGUGGUUACGGUGGGGGCGGACAGGGACAGCAGUCGGGUUACGGUGGUGGAAGUCGCUACCGUGGUCGAAGUUCACGCUCUGGAUCACGCGGACGUCGAUCGCGAUCCUCGGAGCGGCCAACGACCCGAGGGAAUGGUGGUAGCAGUGGGUCCGGGAAUGUAGCUUCCACCCGGCAGUCGAAUCGUUCGCCGAAACCGCUGAAGAAGUUGGUAGACUACUGACAUCCAGCUUUCCACUAUGUUGCAAACCUCUUCAGGUUUGUUAUUAUUUCUUUAUUUGUUGCCAUUUAUUUUCUGUUCCUAUUGCUUACAAAUCUCGUAACGUCUUACCUCAGCAUUACCGUACGCAUGAUGGGUGCGUCAAACUAGAAGACGGUCUGCUUUUGCCGGUUUUUAUCGAGUUGCUGAAACGAUACUGCCAUCGCUUUGCUUGUGGAAAAAGCGUUCAUUAAAGCCAAAGCAACUCUCAUUCGAUCGGGGUAGCUAGUUUGAUGCAGCUAUCGUACAUUUUACUCUUCUUCUUUAGUGGCUUAAUAACUAUCGUAUAUCAAGGGCCGUGUCUCAGAACAUUUACUCUGUUGCACAUACGUUGUCUACAACUCCGUUGGUUCCGGCGCGGAGUACUUGUAUAUCAGGCAUGUCAGAUUAGACCUGUUGUUGAGCGUUACGUUUACCGAUCAAGUGUCGCCGCCAAAUAUCCUUACAACAGCAAGAUUUGUAUCGCUUGAUUGUGCGUUUGUUACAUACAUACAUUAUCACCCACGCCUACAACAUCAACACCUCGUUUUUAUACAUCCUAAGGCAUAAUAAUAGACGGAUUCAGGUAACAGCUGCAAUUAGCAUCCCCGCUCGUUGGAGCUUUUGGAGCGUGGAGGGCGUUAGGGAAAUGAGUUUCUACAGCUGGCGAUUGUGUUUCCUUUUUGUCAACGAUAAAAGAACUGCACUUACAAUUUUUCACCUCUCUGGUAUACAUAA
Molecule: messenger RNA, 4485 nt
Organism: Anopheles moucheti
Lineage: Eukaryota; Metazoa; Arthropoda; Insecta; Diptera; Culicidae
Product: CLK4-associating serine/arginine rich protein-like
Exons: 7
Coding region: 220-3732 (1170 amino acids)
Source: RefSeq, a predicted model, not a curated record